AGGCCAAACACAAAACUAAACCAUAUACCCAUCGUCAAAUUCAACGCCUAUCUACCUGACCUCAUAAACCGACUUAUUUACUAUCCGAAGGCAUGUUUGAUGAUUCAACAGGGCUAUGAGCAGUACAAGGACACUCCAUUUCGUAUGCUCACUGGCGACGGUGAAGUUGUGGUUUUGCCGAGCAAGUAUCUGGAAGAGUUGAAGCACCUACCGUCAUCCAUUCUCAGUUCAUUUGAAGCACAAUAUGAGGUACUUCUCCCAGUCAACGUGAAGGCGUGCGCGCAAAUUCCUAACCAAACCUUGAAUCAGAUUGCCCUUGGCGAUUAUACAAAUCUUGUGAUAAGCAGUCAUCUACCAUCUCAAACAGUCAAACGAUGUCUGACACCUAGGCUCCCUCGAAUCAUACCUUGGGUGGUAAAUGAACUUGGAGAUGCAUUCAAUGCAGUUGUGCCAAAUUGCGAUGGUAAGCAUCAAUCUGGAUUAUCAAAUGCCUUGUAA
Molecule: messenger RNA, 498 nt
Organism: Penicillium cosmopolitanum
Lineage: Eukaryota; Fungi; Ascomycota; Eurotiomycetes; Eurotiales; Aspergillaceae
Exons: 3
Source: RefSeq, a predicted model, not a curated record